Messenger RNA from Periophthalmus magnuspinnatus, 3981 nucleotides. RefSeq names its product CD34 molecule (gene cd34). Gene Ontology annotation, cellular component: membrane. Gene Ontology annotation, biological process: cell adhesion. The transcript has 8 exons. The record is from RefSeq and is a predicted model, not a curated record. Lineage: Eukaryota; Metazoa; Chordata; Actinopteri; Gobiiformes; Gobiidae. Bases 121 to 1017 code for a protein of 298 amino acids.
UAAAGGGCCCCACAAAACAAGGCUUACUCUAUCCCGCUCUCAACUACCGCACAGGAAACUACCCCUAAGCUCAAAUCUCCUUACCUUUCUCCAUUCACAGAAACGAAAACUACAACGGCCAUGUGGAGAAUCAGUGGGCUUUCUAUGACUUACCUUCUGGUGCUACUUUGUGCAUUACUACUUACAAAUGAAGUUAAGUGCCAGGAGGACGUCACAGAUCCACCUGCUGCACCUUCAGCUCCAGCAGAUGCGGGUGAUGCAGAUGAUGCGGGUGAUGCGGCGGCUGCGUCUGACGUGACACCUGCCCCCGAUGCUGCAGACUCCAGUGCGGCAAACAACGCUGAGACUGUGGCCCCUGGAGACGCCUCUGCCACUGUCGCAAUGCCCGGCCCAACUAUUGCUCCAGCUGUAAAGGCCGCUGCAACAGAACUGCCUCCUGUCAAGCCUGAAGUGAAGUGUGUGGGAAAAGAGGACAUCACUGAAAGUAAAGCAGUCAAGGCCAUUGUGACAACAAGUGACUGUUCGGUGACCAAGAGCAUCAUUGAAGAGGCGCCUGCAAACUGGUGCAGUAAAGAGCCCUGCAAGAUCAACGUCUUCCAAGACGCCAAAACGGUGCUCCUGAGCAGUGAGGACGCCAGUUUGAGCUCUCUGGCCUCAGCUCUCCAAAGUGAAAAGGUAAAAGAAAAGCUGGGUGUGACGGACAUGAAGACCCCUUCCUCUGGCCCGUCUGUGUUCGUGGGGAUCCUGAUCAGUGGUCUGCUGGCUGCUGUGGGUCUCACUGUGGGAUACUUCAAAUGUCAGCGUAGACCCAGCCCCAAAGGAGAGCGCUUGGCGGAGGAGGGCACCCCGGUCGACCACCAGGCUAGCACCCUGGCAUCGGACGCCCCCCUCAACCCUCCCCCCGAGACCCCCGAAAAGCCCAGCGCCAACGGAGAGGCACCCGAAGGAGACAAGACCCAGCCCCCCCCCACCAACGGCCACUCUACCCCCGCUAAUACUGCCGACACUGAGCUGUGAAAACCUCCACCACAACACACUUCACAACUACAACUACAGUUAUCACAGUUUCACUACUUCAGCACUGCAGGUUCAUUAAAAGGCUCGUUUAUAUUCAAAUUCAGGGGUUUGUGACACUCGCUUGUCUACAUGGAGCUGUAAUUGCUUUGUCCGGCAGUGUAUGAAUCUAUCUCCAUGGAGACGAGCACGCGAUACGACUACGCCAAUUUACAGGUCAGAUCUGCGGAGAGAUGGCCCCACUCAAUAAAAACAGCUGUAUUUGAAUGCAGGAUAUAUAUACGUUUUGUGCUAUUUUGGAACAUUUCAGGCAAUGCAACAACAUCUCCAUGGAGACAAUCGGGAGCAGACCUGCCCAACAGAAAAGUUACACAGUGGCAAGUUUAUUUGUAUAGCACAAUUCGUACACAAAGUAAUUUAAAGUGCCUCACAGAAUAAGAAAGACAUUAAAAUCACACAAAUCAAAACAUAAAAAUCACAAAUAAUCAUCAUGAAAUUGACACUAAAACAGUGCAUCCUUAAUUUAAUAAUUAUUGUAACUACAGAUGAAGAUUUGGCUACCAAUUUGCAAAAAAGACCUAUCCAACCACCAACUACUCACCUCACACACCACAUUCAUACACAGACAAGGCUCAGGAAGUGCCUUGCCAACAGACACAAUACAAGUAUGCCCAGCGCUGGCAUUGAACCACCAACCUUCCAGUUUUGCACCACUUUACCGCUGAGUUUAGAGUAUAAAUGAGCCUUUAAAGUACAGCCGCUUAUGUCUUCCUUUGGCUCCGUGCCUGUAUAAACAUUACAGUGGAGAUAGUGAGGGGCCUCGUGAGUUACGGCUGUGACGGAGCAGACGUGUCCCUCGGGUGGGUGACUCCAGAGGGGUUGGAUGGGCUGACGUGGGUGGGUCAGGGUGGAGACUGGACAUAGAAAAGUGUUUAUUAUUAUGAUUAAUGACUUCGACUGCCUCUGGAGUCUAUGGGUUCUGUGCUGUUAACACCCAAAACUAGGGCUGUGUAAUUUUUGGAGGAAAAAAAUCGCAAGUUUUCGAAGUAUUGGAGCUGUGAUUAGACUUGCAGUAUGUGUUUUAAAAAGUAGUUCUGUUCAGAGUGCACAUUGUAAACAACUCCAUGAAAUAUGAGCUGAUAAACUAACAGCCUUUGGGAUUUAAUUGUGCCAACUCAAACUGCUUUUCUGAUUCAGUUGCGAUUAAUUGUGCAGCCCUUUUCCCAAAACAUCAGGGAGUAACACAGCCUGACCGUACCACAACUCUACAACUUAAAGGUGCACUGUGUGACUUUAUUGGAGGGCAUACCACGUUUGCAUGGAGAUGUCAUUGCAUUGAUUGGAAUGCUACACAGUACGGCAUUAAAUUUAUCUACACUGCCAGUCAAAAGUUUGGACACACCCUCUCAUUCAGUAGUAAGUAAAGAAAAAACUGUGUGUAUUUAAAAUGUAGAAAGUACUUAAAAUAAAGGAAAAAAUAAAAAACAUUGAAUGAGAUGGUGCGUCCAAACUUUUCACUGUUAGUGUAUCUCUAUGGUGACAAGCCGGUGACACCAUAGGCCAAGUUACAGGUCAGAUCUGUGGAGAUGCAACCCUAAUAACAGUAAGAAUCCAUGUUUCUGAAGGUAUUUUAUUAUAUAUCAUUGAGUAUAUUCAUGAUAGAGAACCAUAAUGCCACGUGGAACAUUCUAAGCAAAACAAUGCAAACGGCAAUGCAUACAAAAUACCAGAAAAGUGACAUAGUACACCUUUAAUAUACUUGAAUGUGCCCAGCUGUCCAAAACAAAACUUCUAAUUUAAAAGCUGCAACAUUUUAUUUUUGCUUCUCCUCACGACAAUUAUAUUUUGACUUGAUUAUUGAUACAUUUAUUCAUCUUGACGUCCCUAUUUACAAGAUACACGGCACUUGGACAGAUAUAGGAAAACACCACACUGCCUUGAAUCUGUUUACAAACAUUUGGCUUGACUCUGUAAGUAUGUUCAUGAGUGAUGCAUGAGCGUGUUAGCGUGUAAACCUGUUAAAGUCAUGCAUGGACUGUAUAUAGCCACACAUACACAUCUAGCUUCUGUUGCUGUUCGUACUGUAUGGACUACAUCAAUUUAGCACAAGUUGGAACACUGUGUGAAAUGUUAAAUAAUGGCAGAACUUUGUCAACAAUUGGCUCUGUGCAGCGUCACUGUUUGCGUCACUACUUCCUGUUCAGUUUUGUCUCUAUGGGGUUUUUUGGACACAAUCCAAGAGUGACCAAAUUAAUUAUGACAUAUAUAUAUAUAAAAUUAAAACAGCUAUUUUUUCAGGUGUUUCUGUAAAUGUUUCAUGGUUUCACUUUUUUUACCAACAAGGUCUCAUUUUAUUGACAUUAUACACAGCGCUCCAGUUUCUGUAUAAUUGUAAGUUGUCUGGACUAAUAUUGAGUGUGCUGUUUGAGAGUUCAUUGUUCAUGUGAUAUAUGCCUUGAAAACUGUAAAACAAAAAGAAAAAAAAGAAAAAAAGUGUGAGAUGGUGCAGAGGAGUCUUUGACGAGGAGACAAAUCUCCAAUGACUGAAAUCUACCAAACAACUUGACUCAAACUAAAACAAUAAAAGUGUCUUCGUCUCACCAGCUCUGCCUCCCUUCUAUCAGUGUUAAUAUGUCUUUAAAUAUAAUGUAUAUUCUUUUGUAUUUGAUUGGUUUGCAGUGGUGGUUUAUAUGUUGUUUUAACUCUGUACCACUUGUUACUGUGCGUGUUGUACCGAAGAAAGAAUUUGUAUUGCUUUACAAUCUUUGAAUACCAAAUUAAUCUUGCUAUCUUCCAAAUAUGACUUGUAAAUAAAAGCAGGAGUGAUAUCUUAACAGCAGAAGAUCUUUGUCCAAUGUGUUUCUCAUUUGAGUCUUUUGUAUCACUGUAUUGCUAACAUUCCUAUGCAACUAUUUGUUACAAUCAAUUGGAUGAAUAAACUGUCAAAAUAAAGAACUUUUUUUUAAA